Exaiptasia diaphana is the source of this 899-nucleotide messenger RNA. RefSeq lists its product as uncharacterized. Bases 88 to 609 code for a protein of 173 amino acids. Lineage: Eukaryota; Metazoa; Cnidaria; Anthozoa; Actiniaria; Aiptasiidae. The transcript has 2 exons. The record is from RefSeq and is a predicted model, not a curated record.
GACUGGCAACUAAUACUAGUCGGAAGUAUGGAGAAUUUUCGUGUUGAUUUGGUGAAGCGGACAUGCCAAUCGUUUUGAGAUAAUGAAAUGCGUUGCAAAUGUUUUAUUCUGGUGAUCAUCUCAAAGUUCUCCUAUUUGUUUAGUUCAGCAGCUGAGAAUGUAUUGCUGACAUCGUCGAUCAAGGAUAAUGCCUGUAUUCCAGUGCAACAGAAAGAUAUAUCAUGUACUACCCUUUGUUAUUGUAUAGGGCCAGGGAUAAAAGACAAUGAUUCAGCCCUGUAUAAGUUGGUAAUCUGGUCCAUUUUGUUUACAAGGUUGAAUGAUUGUAAACCGAGUUUUACAAUGUCAGUUGUAUUCUCCUUGAACAAAGAUAAGUUGAUAUAUGAUGGAGACAUUUCGAAGCAAGGACAAGACGAGAUGAUUUGGAAAGCUCACUGGUUGUCCAAAAGCAAUUGGGAUAUUGACAUGAUCAAAAACAUCAGCAAAGUGGAAAUCUUUAUCUAUAAUUUGAAGAGUUCUCUGCCAGAACAUUCCCUGUACAUUUCCUGCCCUCGCAAAAGCGGGAAAAUGUUCCUGGAUCAUCAAGUUUGUUCAUAUGGCUGUAAUUAAACUAACCUGAUUUUCACAUUUGGGGGCAAUGUCAAUCAGGCAGAGUUUAGAGAGGAAAGAUUAUUGUUGGACCCUGAAGGCCCAUCUGAAAAUCUAAUACUUGAUUUUAAAGCCUUUGCUCCAGCUGGAAUUUCUCAAAAAAUCUGAUAAUAACAAUAAUAAUAAUUGAAUAAUUUCUAUUGCGCCAUUUAACAACUACAGAUCAACAGCGCUAAAAAGAUAUUAUAUAUAUUAUAGAUUAUUUUAGUAUACAGAAAUAUGCAGAAAUUAUGAUCAUUUUGACUCAAAUU